Caenorhabditis bovis is the source of this 3999-nucleotide messenger RNA. Lineage: Eukaryota; Metazoa; Nematoda; Chromadorea; Rhabditida; Rhabditidae. The record is from the annotation of a GenBank genome assembly.
AUGUCGAGUAAAGAAGAGUCGCCGGUUAUGGGAAACUCUUUUCUUGAAUGGUCCAUGGUUGAGAAAUGCCUAAAGAGCUACUACGACAUUAAGGCAAAUUUAAUUGGAGAGAGCAUGUUUCGAAUAAUUAGAACAUCACCGAAAGUCUGUGUCAGUAUUCUUGCGAUUAAACCGAAAUGGGACGAAAUUGUUGACAAGAAAAAAGUGCCCCAAUUCUUUUGUGCGAAGGUAUACACCCUUCAUGCUGAUUGCCCAAAAGAGCUUAUUGAAAAAAUGGCCGCUGGAAAAUCAGGGGAGAUUGAUGAAGAAGCGGUUGGCUACAAUACUUACCAAUCUGUAAUGGCGUGGGAGAAUUGCAAUCGUGAGAUUCACGUCUACCAAUUGAUGAAGAAAUAUGGAAACAAAACACAUUUGAAAAUCCUCCCGCUGAUUGGCUGCAGAGGAUUCGAAACAGUCAAUGACAAAUAUGGGUUCAUUCUUACACCAUUGGUUAUGAAGCGAUAUAAAUCUGGUGUCAAUGAAGAAUGCGUACAUUCAAUUGUAAGAAGCAUGGCUGCGUUUGGAGGAAUGAUGAAAAAGUUCAGUGGCAAAGAUUAUAAAAAAUUGCAGAUGAAUUAUUACGAGCACCUUUUUCCAACUUAUUUGAAUGCACCGUCGUUGAAAGCUCUUAUGGAUAAUCUGAAAAUAGUUUUUGAAAAUGACGAAGAUGAAAUGUUGGAAAAUAUUCAAGAAAUUAUUGACUACGGAUAUGGAAAAGAUUUUGUUGUUGAGAGGCUUGCCAAUAUGCACAAAUAUUUCGGUCAUUCCAAAGUAUUGAUUUACAAUGGCGUUCAUCCACAUAGAUUAAUUUUGGAGCGAGCCCUAGGAGAAGAUUAUGAGAUGACGGCAAUGUUGGAUUUUGAAAACGUCAGCUAUGGGUUUCCCGCAUAUGACAUUGCAGCUGCAAUUCAGUCAUGCGUAGAUGAUUUGUACUUUGACUACUACAAACUUCCCACAUAUGUUAACGUUUAUUGGGCUGUAUAUGAAGAGGAGUGGAAUCACGAGCCACUCGUCACCUACGAUAACUUAAUGUACGGCACGAUGCUCUUGGUUCCAGCAAUGAGAUUCAUUCGAUUAAUGGAUGCGGUAACAAAGGGAGCUAAAUCGAAAAACACUGUCGAGCCUAUGGACUGGGUGGAAUUGAAAAACGAGAUGCUGGAGAUCAUGGGGGAAUGCUAUGACAGCUUCAUUUAUACAAUAAAUCACCUUUCGAGAUUCUACAUGCCGGGAAUUGGAAACAAUCCAAGACCAAAAGAACCUAAUCCAGAAGAUUACCCAGAUUUGGAUACUAUUGGGCUCUUUGGCCUUAGCGAAUUUAGCAAAAAAAUACUUGAGGCCAAGCAAGCUGAAAAAGCUGCACGCAUAGAUACGAAAAAACCCGCAGAAGCGGCUAAAAAUGUAAUAGAACAAGCUGACAAGGUGAAUGCUGCUGAGGAUGAUUCUGUAAAGAUAGAAUCUGGAAAGAAAGAAUAUGGAAAGGAAUUGAAUAUCAAAAGCACAGAAGUUGCCGGAAAGGAAGAUAUCGGAAAAAAUUAUUAUUGUGAAUGCCACCACCAUCAUCCGGAAGAUGUUCAGGAAUCUGACAAGUAUUAUUCAGUAGCGGAAAACAAAGAAGACGAUUCUGGAAAUGGCGAAGUCGAUGAAGAGAAUAAAAAAUCAAAGAAAAAAGCAGAAGAAGAAAAGAUGGUGGAAAAAUUCACAAAAGAAACGGAGGAAGCUAAGAACGCAGAAGAAGUGAAUACAACACUCAAGGAUGGUGCUAAUGAGCCCAAAGAACUCAAUGAAGAACUGAAAGAUGAAUGGUUCUUCACGUUCCUUCUUUGGGCAUUGGCAAAACCCGUCAUACGCAUAUAUCCGGAUUGGGUGGGUUCGAUGAACGUCGAGAAGCUACCCAAAACAUUUGUUGUUAAAAUUCCCACGCUUUUGCCAAUUUCGAAUAAAGCUAAGAAUCCGAUGGCAUCGCAGGAAAAGAGAGGAUAUUUACUGAGAAUGCUUCACAAUCGCGAAAUCAGUACCUAUCAGUUUCUCGCAGUUAAUCCGCAUCCUUUUGUUCCUCUUCCUAAGGUUUAUUGUGGGCGCAAGUUUGCUGGGCUUGGAAGGAAGGGAUUUUUGAUAAUGGAAGACUUGAAACUCAAUCCUCAGAAUUUUUGUUUCUAUCAAAAUAUUGAAGAUUUGAAACCAGUGGUUGUUGCUGCUGCCACAUUUUCCGCUAUUGGUCAGAAAUUUGGGCCAUCCCGAUUGCGGUUCGUCACCGACAUGCAGUGCCGAAGAAUGAUGUAUUCUGACGUGUUGUGCGCGAAAGUUGUUCAACUAUCUGAGAACAAACUUAUUGAUCUUUUGAAUGGAAAAAUAAAAGUGAUUGACUCGUUCUUUGAAAUUGUCAAAACCUGCUACUUACUUCCCAAGUGUCACGAUGCAUUCAUAAACCUGCAUAAAUAUAUUGGUCACUCUCCGAUUUUUAUUCACACAAGUUUACAUCACGGAGAUGUUCUUAGUACUUUUGAUGAUGAAAACAGAGUUCAUUUUAAGGCUCUUGCCGAUUUCCAGAGAGUUUCGUUUGGCAGUCCAGGUGAAGAUAUCGCUCGUCUUCUAUUCAAUUGUCUGAAACUCAAAGUACUGAAAGUUCAUCAAAAUGAGCUUCUUCAGUUAUACUACAAAACAUUCAUCCAAGAAUUCAAUAGGAAUGGGCCUUGCGCAUUUAAUGGCCUUCCCAUUAUUCCUUACACCUAUGAGCAGCUACAUCACUCUUUCACCUUGUUUCUUCCGAUAGUAAUUGUAAGCUUUGUUGUCGGAUACGCGGCCGAUUUAGAUAUCAAAUCGCUACGAAACAAUGAGACAAUGGAGAUAAUUCAUACUUUGUCCUAUUUUCAUUAUCCAAAUUUGGAUCACGUACAGCUUCAUUUUCAAAGACUCUAUAAUACGAGUGCAAUUUUUGGACCAUUACGAGAUGUCCGUCGAAUCGACUCGGACUACGUCCGACCAAUUACAAAGCGUUUUAUGGUCUACGCAUUGACUCCUAAUUGGGAAAACGCGAAUUCGUAUGAGAAAUUGCCGUCAAGUUUAGUAUUCGUUAUGCAAUUCUAUCUUGCUGAGACAAUUUUGAAAAAUGAUUAUUCUUUGCUUCCAACACAAGAAGAGCGUAUGAAAAUUACUCGUAGUCUUACGUAUUAUUUGGAAGGAACUAUUGCUGUAAAGCUGUUCGCUUACGAUAAUCAUUGCAGUGAGCCUAAAAAUUUGAUUUGUGAUCAUCAUGAAGAUUUUGAAUGUAUUGGUGGUGGAUAUCUCGAAGUAAUUCGAAUCGUCGAACAUAUCACCGAAUUCGUUAAUGUUGAGCCGGCACUCCCAACAGAUUAUGUCAAAGCAACAAUCUUGCUGAGGAGCUCCACUUUUACCGACGAAGAAAAAGAAUUUUGCAGAGGGAUUAACGAAAACGUUGAUGAAAUAUUUCGAUAUAUUGUGUCAUUCCUUGGAACAAUUGAGGAGUUCAACAAAUUUCGUGACAUUCUCAAAAAGUUUUACUUCAAUCGUCAAUUUAUCAUAAAGCGCUUUAAACUGAAAACAUUUUUCAUUGAGCGCAAUCCUCAAGGUUUCGCUCGCGACGAUCUAUGCCAUGAUUUUGGCGCCGAUGCUCUUAAAAUCGAAGAUUUCUUGAGAUGCGAAUAUAUUAUGGAACAAGUGACGGGACUACGAGAAUACUUUAAAUCAUUGAAUCUUUGCUUGGAACGUCUGAACUUCUGCGAAGCUAUCGGCUCCCUUCACUCCCGAUUUUGUGAAACUGAAAAAUAUCAUAUGCAAAAGUUCAGCAUCGAUGACAUUGCCAACAGUUUCAGCUUCAAUUAUCCCGUCGCGGAAGUCAAAUUUUUGCGAGCUCCGUUCACUAAUGCGCUGAAAGACGCCUAUCAAGCCCAUCGAACCAACAUAGCCAUAUUUGCCCCGUUGUUCAAUGUUCUUAUUAAUUAA